Messenger RNA from Diuraphis noxia (Russian wheat aphid), 573 nucleotides. It is a transcript of the gene Pis, whose product is annotated as phosphatidylinositol synthase. Gene Ontology annotation, cellular component: Golgi apparatus; membrane. Lineage: Eukaryota; Metazoa; Arthropoda; Insecta; Hemiptera; Aphididae. Gene Ontology annotation, biological process: phosphatidylinositol biosynthetic process. Gene Ontology annotation, molecular function: CDP-diacylglycerol-inositol 3-phosphatidyltransferase activity. The record is from RefSeq and is a predicted model, not a curated record.
AUGGGUAAACAAGAAAAUAUUUUUUUGUUUGUGCCAAAUUUAAUUGGAUAUGCCAGAAUAAUUCUAGCAGUCAUAUCAAUUUACUUUAUGCCAACCAAUUACAAAGUUGCGUGCAGUUGUUAUGUGAUAAGUGCACUAUUGGAUGCUUUUGAUGGUCAUGCAGCUCGAGCAUUUAAUCAAAGUACCAAGUUUGGGGCUAUACUAGAUCAACUAACUGACCGCUGUGGAACAAUGAGCUUAUGUAUUGCAUUGUCUAAUUUUUAUCCAAAAUAUAUGUUUUUGUUCCAACUUAGCUGUAUUAUUGAUAUUGCUUGUCACUGGAUCUAUUUGCACUCAUCAAUUUUGCAAGGUAAAACUAGCCAUAAAUUUGUAGAUAUGUCUGGAAAUCCGAUAAUGAAAUGUUAUUAUACAUCAAAACCGGUACUGUUUUUCAUGUGUGCAGGAAAUGAACUAUUUUUUGCAUCAUUAUAUUUAUGUCAUUUUAUUACAGGACCAAUAAUUGCAGGUCAUGGUUUAUUUAAAUUAUUGUGCUGGUUUUCAAGUCCUAUAAUGCUUGUUAAAACAUUCAUAUCA